Messenger RNA from Rhizophagus irregularis DAOM 181602=DAOM 197198, 1327 nucleotides. RefSeq lists its product as uncharacterized. Lineage: Eukaryota; Fungi; Glomeromycota; Glomeromycetes; Glomerales; Glomeraceae. The record is from RefSeq and is a predicted model, not a curated record. Gene Ontology annotation, molecular function: sterol 24-C-methyltransferase activity. Gene Ontology annotation, biological process: ergosterol biosynthetic process. Gene Ontology annotation, cellular component: endoplasmic reticulum.
AAAAAAAAAAAAUGUAGUAUGAUAUAAAUUGUGUCUUUUUUCCUUUUAUUUACCGUAACGCCAUUAUAACCGUCACAUCAAUAUCUUCAAUUCAAUUAUUAAUAACAAAAUGUCUCCCCCACAAUCUUUUGAAGAAGAUUUGGCCUUUUCGAAGACAUUACAUAACCAUGAAUCUGAACAUGGUGGUUUACUUGCAAAAAUUACUUCAAAGGACAAGGAAGCCUUUGAAAAUGUUGUUAAUAAUUAUAUGAAAUAUUGGGUCGACAAAGAUCCUAUGACGGAAAGUGAAGAAACGAAGGAAGCUAGACGUUCCAAUUAUACUAAUAUGACCAAUGCUUAUUAUAAUAUUGCCACUGAUUUUUAUGAGUAUGGUUGGGGCGAAAGUUUUCACUUUUGUCGGUUUUAUCCUGGUGAAAACUUUUACCAAGCUAUUGCGCGUCAUGAACAUUAUUUAGCUGUGCAAUUGAACAUUAAGUCAGGAAUGAAAGUCUUGGAUGUUGGUUGUGGUGUUGGUGGACCUGCACGUGAAAUUUGCCAAUUUAGCGGAGCUCAUAUUACCGGUAUAAAUAAUAAUGAUUAUCAAAUUAGCCGUGCAAUUCGAUCGGCGGCCAGAAUAGGGCUAGAGAACAAGACAAACUUUAUUAAAGGUAAUUUUAUGGAAAUGCCAUUUGAAGAUAAUAGUUUUGAUGCGGUCUAUGCAAUUGAAGCCACAUGUCAUGCACCUAAGUUGGAAGGAGUUUAUGGAGAAGUAUUUCGUGUUCUAAAACCUGGUGGUACCUUUGCAUUUUAUGAAUGGUGUGUAACUGAUAAAUAUGAUCCAAACGACCCUGAACACAGAAGAAUUAUACGUGGCGUUGAGUAUGCUGACGGUAUUCCAGAAUUGUUUAAAACUUCAGUUGCAUUACAAUCUUUAAAAAAUGUUGGAUUUGAAGUUGUUUCUGCCGAGGAUAUGGCUUUAAAUGAUGAUACUAUUCCUUGGUAUUAUCCAUUAGAAGGCGAUAUUAGGAAGGCUCAAUGUCUUUGGGAUUAUUUUAGCGUUUUUCGUAUGACGCACUUUGGCAAAUUUUGUACUAGAGCUUUGGUUGGAGGAUUAGAAAAAGUUGGUAUAGCUCCAGCAGGCUCUUUUCAAACUCAAAUCGUACUUGAAACUGCAGGCGAUUGUUUAGUUGAAGGCGGUAAAUUAGGAAUCUUUACUCCAAUGUAUUUAAUGGUUGGCAGGAAACCACAGAAUUAAAAGAAUAUUUCUUAUUUUUUAAGAAAAUUGUAUUUUUAUAUUUAUUUAAUAAUAAAAUAAAAUCACUAUUUACCACAAAUUGGUGAUCGACUA